UCGUCCUCGCCCUCCUCGCCCCUGCUGCCGGUCCCCGUUGUCCCCGCGGUCCGCUCCCGUCCUCCUCCUCCUCCUCCUCCUCCUCCUCCUCCGGGCGGCCCACCGAGACCCCGCCCGGGCCGCCGAGAUGGGCGACUACGAGAAGCAGGAGACGUGUGGCGCCGUCUGCCUCAAAUACCUGCUGUUCGUCUUCAACUGCUGCUUCUGGCUGGCAGGGCUGGGCGUGAUGGCCGUGGGCAUCUGGAUCGUGGCCCUCAAGAGCGACUACAUCAGCCUGCUGGCGUCCAACUUCUACACGGCCACCGCCUACCUCCUGGUGGUGGCCGGUGCCGUCGUCAUGGUGACGGGCAUCCUGGGCUGCUGUGCCACCUUCAAGGAACGCAGGAACCUUCUGAGACUGUAUUUUAUCCUGCUGCUCAUUAUCUUCCUCCUGGAAAUCCUGGCCGGGAUCCUCGCCUACGUCAGCCAUCAGCAGAUGAACGAGGAGCUGAAGAGCGGGCUGAAGUCCACAAUGACGGAGAAGUACCGGCAGCCGGGGGCUGCGGGGGUGACCAGCGCCGUGGACAAGCUGCAGCAGGAGUUCAAGUGCUGCGGCAGUAACAGUUCGGAGGACUGGAAGGACAGCCUCUGGAUCAAGUCCGGCGACGCCAACAACCGUAAAUUCCCCGACAGCUGUUGCAAGACCAUCGUGGACGGCUGCGGCCAGCGGGACCACGCCUCCAACAUCUACAAAGUGGAGGGCGGCUGCAUCACCAAGCUGGAGAUCUUUAUCCGGGAGCACCUGAAGAUCAUCGGGGCCGUGGGCAUCGGCGUGGCCUGCGUGCAGAUCUUCGGCAUGAUCUUCACCUGCUGUUUGUACAAGAGCCUGAAGCUUGAACACUACUAGACACCGCCCACCCCUCUCCCCGCCCACCCCUCCGGCGGAUCCCUCCCUCCCCACUCCCGCCGUUCUCCGCGACCUUGGGUCAGAUGUGGGGGGAUGACCACCAGUGAUGGGAGGCGGGGGUCCUCUCCCCCUUCCUCCUCCCCACCCCGGGCCUAGUGGUAGCACCAUUCCCGGGGGGGCAGGGACCAGGGGGCAGCUGGGGAUGGGGCGGGGGAGGAAGGGAAGGACAGAGCUAAGCUCUUGAUUGCUUCUUCCUGUUGUUGACACUGUAAAAUGGCCUAAGCCCAGACUACUGACCGGCCCGGCGGACGCGGGGGGAGGGGAAGGCCGCCGGGCCUUACCCCUCACGCUCCGCUGGACCGUGGACAUCCGGCCUCCUCACCGCCUCCCUUAACCAUCGUACCCCAGGUCUCCCCGUCCCCCCCAUCCCCUGCUCAGGUGCCUACUGUAACUUUCCACCCAUCCCCUGCCCCCCAAGAACCCACACCUCACACGCCUUUAGAAGAUUCACCUCGACUCCCUGCGCCUCGCGGCUGCGCGGUAGAGGAAAAAUUAUGGUAACGUGACUCUGGAAGACUUGGCGGGACGUGGGAGGUGGGGAGAGGAUGGCGGAGGCGGGAAAUCAUGCUAACGUGACUCGGGAAGACAUGCCGGGGGUCGGGGGAGACGACGGUGAAGCUGUGGGCCGGGAGAUUCCCUUCCCGGGUCCCGCUGGCCUCACGGCGAGGCCAGGAACACCAGGGAUAUCGCCGGCUUGGGUUAAACCAGCCCCCUUGCCACCCGCCCGUUUGGGGCGAUUAUCCAGCGGAGACCCUCCUCCCCACGGGUUCUUGGUCUCCUGGGGGUCCCCACCUUCGCCUUAUGGAUCCGGGUGGGCCUCUCCCCUUCCCCCAACUGUCCCGCAGGGCGGCCACACUCCUAAUGACCCCCAAGACCCCUCCCCGGUUUAAGUGCCUUGAGUCUCUGUCCACAAAGUUCGUGUGGGGGCCGCUGCCUCCGGCCUCCUCGGACUAUUUAUUUUUAUUUAAAAGGGAAAGCGGCCUGCUGAUCUGCUGGGGCGGGGGGCUCCCCCGACCCUCUCCCAUCUCCCCCCAAAACCCCGGGCCUGCCCACACCGCCUGCUUCUCCCACCGAGAACACGCGCACACCGAUUGUUUUCUGCUGUUUUGUUUUAUCCGUGUGCCUCGUACCCCGCCCCCAGCAUUAAAGCCCGCCUCUCCGGCCUGAAA
This is a messenger RNA of Ornithorhynchus anatinus (platypus), 2115 nucleotides long. RefSeq names its product CD151 molecule (Raph blood group) (gene CD151). Gene Ontology annotation, cellular component: membrane. Lineage: Eukaryota; Metazoa; Chordata; Mammalia; Monotremata; Ornithorhynchidae. The coding region runs from base 128 to 886 and encodes 252 amino acids. The transcript has 8 exons. The record is from RefSeq and is a predicted model, not a curated record.